This is a messenger RNA of Polyodon spathula (Mississippi paddlefish), 3174 nucleotides long. RefSeq names its product kelch-like protein 18. Bases 119 to 1894 code for a protein of 591 amino acids. The transcript is spliced from 10 exons. Lineage: Eukaryota; Metazoa; Chordata; Actinopteri; Acipenseriformes; Polyodontidae. The record is from RefSeq and is a predicted model, not a curated record. Gene Ontology annotation, molecular function: protein binding.
AAGACCUAAGCAUAGAAAACACGCAGGAAGGUUGUCGUACGGCAAGAGGAGUGGCUCAUUGUACUUUGUUCCGCGUUUUUAUGUACCAGUUCAUUUUUUUUUUUUUUUUUUUUUUAUAAUGAAGAUGGUGGACGAUCUGUUGCUUGAGGAGCUGGAGGAUUUGAUGCAUUUCACGGUCAGCGACCUGCCAGACCGCGGCUACAAGGUUAUGGAGGAGAUCCGCAGACAGGGCAAACUCUGUGACGUUACCCUGAAGGUUGGGGAUCACAAGUUCAGUGCUCACAGGAUUGUGUUGGCUGCUUCAAUCCCAUACUUCCACGCCAUGUUCACCAACAACAUGCUGGAGUGUAAGCAGGACGAGAUUGUGAUGCAGGGCCUGGACCCCAGUGCUCUGGAAUCUCUAAUAAACUUUGCUUACAAUGGUGCUCUGACGAUAGACCAGCAAAAUGUGCAGUCCCUGCUGAUCGGAGCCAGCUUCCUGCAGCUCCAGAACGUUAAGGAUGCCUGCUGCACCUUCCUCCGAGAGAGGCUACACCCAAAGAACUGCCUGGGCGUGCGUCAGUUCGCAGAGGCCAUGAUGUGCACGGUGCUGUACGAUGCGGCCAACAGCUUCAUCCACCAGCACUUUGUGGAAGUGUCUAUGUCCGAGGAGUUCCUGGCGCUGGGGCUGGAGGAGGUGCUGGAGCUUGUGGGCCGUGACGAGCUCAAUGUCAAGGCAGAGGAGCAGGUGUUUGAGGCAGUACUAGCCUGGGUGCGGCACAAGCGAGAUCAGCGAGAGCCACGCCUGCCCGACCUGCUCUCCAAGACCCGGCUGCCGCUGUGCCGGCCACAGUUCCUGGCAGACCGCAUGCAGCAGGAGGACCUGGUGCGCUGCUGCCACAAGUGCAGAGAUCUAGUUGAUGAGGCAAAAGACUACCACCUGAUGCCUGAGCGACGGCCACACCUCCCAGCGUUCAAAACCCGGCAGCGCUGCUGCACCUCCAUAGCAGGCCUGAUCUAUGCAGUCGGGGGGCUCAACUCCGCAGGUGACUCCCUCAACGUGGUGGAAAUGUUUGACCCAGUUGCCAACCGAUGGGAGAGGUGUCAGCCAAUGACGACGACGCGCAGCCGGGUUGGCGUGGCCGUGGUGAAUGGCCUUCUGUAUGCAAUAGGAGGGUAUGACGGCCAGUCACGUUUGAGUACUGUGGAAGUGUUUAACCCAGAGACGGAAACCUGGACACGGGUGGCAAGCAUGAACAGUAACCGAAGUGCAAUGGGAACAGUGGUGGUGGAUGGACAGAUCUAUGUUUGUGGAGGGUACGAUGGAAAUGCAUCCCUCAGCUCAGUGGAGUGUUACUCUCCUGAAUCGGACAAGUCAGUCACGAUCUUUCAAUUUAUUGUUUUUCAUCUAUCAAGGUGGACGAUAGCGACCCCCAUGAGUGCCAGUCGCAGCGCGGCCGGGGUCACUGUGUUUGAGGGGAGGAUCUACGUCUCAGGGGGGCAUGAUGGGCUGCAGAUAUUCAACUCGAUGGAGUACUACAACCAGCACACCUCCUCUUGGCACCCUGUGGCGGGCAUGAUGAACAAGCGAUGUCGCCAUGGCUCAGCGGCCCUGGGCAGCAAGCUGUAUGUGGCAGGCGGCUACGAUGGCUCUGGCUUCCUGAGCAUGGCAGAGGUGUACAGCUCAGCAGCUGACCAGUGGAGCUUUCUAGUGCCCAUGAACACGCGGCGCAGCCGAGUCUCACUCGUGGCCAACUGUGGCCGGCUGUACACUGUGGGUGGCUACGACGGCCAGUCUAACCUGAACUCGGUGGAGAUGUACGACGCUGAGACCAACACCUGGACUUUCAUGGCCCCCAUGGUGUGUCACGAAGGGGGCGUUGGGGUCGGGUGUGUGCCUCUCCUCCCAGUAUAGCGCCAGCUGUCCACUUGUACUUUCUGUUACUUUUUGUUUCUUAAUUUAUGAAUUCCAAAACGGAGAGGGACCUUGUGGAUUAUUUGAGUAAAAAAAUGUAAUAAAAGAUCAGUGGUACGUUUCCUGGAGAGCUUGACUGGCCGAUGCAAAGCUGCGUGUGCAAUGAAGAGUGGCCGGUGGACAGCAGAUAGCCAGUUAGAUUGUCCAGCCUCUUGUCUCUUCUGGGUGUCUUGUCUGUAUUCCAGCCUAGUGGAACCCAGUGGAACGAUCACAAGUUCUUUUUAGCUACAACUGUCAAGUUCCUGGUUGUUAACAGGGUUUCUCAAUCACAAAGCCUUCAACAAAACUGUCAGUUUUGUCUGCAGGGUUGGCAGGGUCUUGUCUGUAUGGUCUUUGGAUCAGUUUUCAGGGCAGGUAAAGGAAAGGUUAAAAUGUGAACCAGCACUGUUAGAAAAGACUUUGACUCUGGUCAGUAGCAUGAUGAAGCUCCCUCCAAAUAAAGCAUUACCAAAACAUUUUCAUAAUCUUGUUAAAAUAUAGUGUAUAAUUCUUAAUGAUGUAUGUUUAUGUGAGAUUCUAUAAUUUUACAUUGUUGAUGCUUGGAAUUAACAGCCUGUGAGUUUUCUUGGACCCAUCACUGAUUUUUAAGUAUGUUUCAGGAAGUUAAAAUCAGUAAAAAGUUAAAAUCGGGUCAUAAGACUAAAAUUGUAGACAAAGUUAGUGUUCUGGAAAAACUGUGCUUUGGGUGGUGGUAAGCAGGGAACUGUCUCUUACGACCGCUUGAAUGUGGAAAGAACUACUGUGAACCUGCUACUGUAAUGCUUGUAUAUUUUUAUUCUUGCUAUUUGCUGCUUCUAUUUUCUUUCUUUCUGUUCCAGCUCGGUAUUUCUGUUCCUUGUAUUGUUUUAUCACCUGAGGGUAUUGCCCAUAUCUCGUUUGUGUUGCGCGUCAUGUUUUGAUUAGCCAGUUGCUUUAAGUGAGGUGUUACUAAUAAUAGAUUCUGAAUAUGAAUCCUUUUGGCACACCGUCAUCAAGCCAUCAUAUCUCACUGGAGUAAUCACUGGAGCCCAUCUGAAAGUGUUUAGGUUGAAUUGUGAAGCUUUUGGAGAUUUUUUAUAUAAGAGCUUAGGAAUAGCGGUUUUGGAUAUAGAGUUCCUUUUACUACAAUUACAAUAUGAUAUAUGAUGUCUCUUAUACCACAUGUAAGGAUUCUAAACCAAUUACAUAAAAGUAAGCCAGUAUGCUAUGCCACAAUACAGAAACCAAAUGGGCAAUAAAGC